AUGAGGAACAAAUUAGAUGAACAAUUUGGGAGAUUCCUUAACAUAUUGAAGGAGGUCCAUCUUUCUAUCCCUCUCACCGAAGCCAUAACCCAAAUUCCUAGAUAUUCCAAAUUCAUUAAGUAUAUCUUUAGUGGCAAGAGAGAGUGCAAUGAGAUAGAUUCGGUAGAGCUUGGUGAGUGUUGUAGUGCCUUGAUUCAAAAUUACCUACCAAAGAAGAUGAAAGAUCCAGGUAAUUUCUCCAUUCCUUGCAAAGUCAAGAGUAAGUUGUUUGAAAAUGCAUUGUGUGACUUAGGUGCUAGUGUUAGCAUUAUGACUUAUUUGGUGUUUAAGAAUCUUAAGUUAGGAGAACUUCUUCCUACGAACAUGACCUUGCAAUUGGUCGAUAGAUCCAUUAAGUUCCCAAAAGGAAGAGUUGAGGAUGUUCCCCUUAAGAUAGGUGGUUUCGCAAUUCCCGUAGAUUUUAUUGUGCUAGAAAUUGAAGAGGAUGACCACAUUCCUAUUAUUCUAGGGAGAACAUUCUUAGCUACCUCGGGAGCUUUAAUUUAA
Molecule: messenger RNA, 546 nt
Organism: Chenopodium quinoa (quinoa)
Lineage: Eukaryota; Viridiplantae; Streptophyta; Magnoliopsida; Caryophyllales; Amaranthaceae
Exons: 1
Coding region: 1-546 (181 amino acids)
Biological process (GO): proteolysis
Molecular function (GO): aspartic-type endopeptidase activity
Source: RefSeq, a predicted model, not a curated record